Messenger RNA from Miniopterus natalensis, 3479 nucleotides. It is a transcript of the gene FBXO8, whose product is annotated as F-box protein 8. The record is from RefSeq and is a predicted model, not a curated record. Gene Ontology annotation, biological process: regulation of ARF protein signal transduction. Lineage: Eukaryota; Metazoa; Chordata; Mammalia; Chiroptera; Miniopteridae. Gene Ontology annotation, molecular function: protein binding; guanyl-nucleotide exchange factor activity.
UUCCGGCAACAAUAGGAAACGUCAAAACGCGGACAGUGGGCAGCCCUAGCUGCUGCAGCUUGAGGCGCGCCCAGUUUGGAGGAAUCCAGUGCUGUUUCUGGGGUUCUGGCCGCCGCCACCUCCGCCGGCGUGGACAAGUAACGUUUGAACCGGCUUCUCCAUGGCCUGGGCACCAGUUCCCGGCUGAGCCAUUUUCUUUCUGGCUAAGAGCCCCCACCAAGAGGCCGAUUCGUCGCGGCGGCGGUGGGGAUCGCAGGUUGCUCAGGCUUGCAGAUGGGUCAGGGGCUGUGGAGAGUGGCCAGAAACCAGCAGCUACAGCAGGAAGGCUACAGCGAACAAGGCUACCUCAGCAGAGACCAGACCAGGAGGAUGGCUGCCAGCAGCCUUUCUAACGCCAGUCAUCGUAAACAAGUCCAAGGAGGCAUUGAUAUAUAUCAUCUCUUGAAGGCAAGGAAAUCCAAGGAACAGGAAGGAUUCAUUAAUUUGGAAAUGUUGCCUCCUGAGCUAAGCUUUACCAUCUUGUCCUACCUGAAUGCAACUGACCUCUGCUUAGCUUCAUGUGUUUGGCAGGACCUCGCUAAUGAUGAACUUCUGUGGCAAGGGUUGUGUAAAUCCACUUGGGGUCACUGUUCCAUAUACAAUAAGAACCCACCUAUAGGAUUUUCUUUUAGAAAAUUAUAUAUGCAGCUGGAUGAAGGCAGCCUCACCUUUAAUGCCAAUCCAGUUGAGGGAGUGAACUACUUUAUGUCCAAGGGUAUCCUAGAUGAUUCACCAAAGGAAAUAGCAAAGUUUAUCUUCUGUACAAGAACACUAAAUUGGAAAAAACUGAGAAUCUAUCUUGAUGAAAGGAGAGAUGUCUUGGAUGACCUUGUAACACUGCAUAAUUUUAGAAAUCAAUUCUUGCCCAAUGCACUGAGAGAAUUUUUUCGUCACAUCCAUGCCCCUGAAGAGCGUGGGGAAUAUCUUGAAACUCUUAUAACAAAGUUCUCACAUAGGUUCUGUGCUUGUAACCCUGAUUUAAUGAGAGAACUUGGCCUUAGUCCUGAUGCUGUCUAUGUACUGUGCUACUCUUUGAUUCUCCUUUCCAUUGACCUCACUAGCCCUCACGUGAAGAAUAAAAUGUCAAAACGAGAAUUCAUUCGAAAUACUCGUCGUGCUGCUCAGAAUAUUAGUGAAGAUUUCGUAGGGCACCUUUAUGACAACAUCUACCUUAUUGGCCAUGUGGCUGCAUAAAAGCACAGUUGCUAGGACUUUAACUUUUAACUUCAAACUGAAGCUACCCAAGGACUUAUUUAGCACAUAUGGGGGUUACAUUAGUGCCCGUCAUUCUAGCCUCUGUAUACAAUCAAGCUUGAGUGUACAAUCUUGUUUUCUUUUACUAUUUUCUUUUUUAGUAUUUUCUUGAGGAACUAAAGAAUUUUGCAGAAUUUUUCUUAAUUUUGGUUAUCAUGUUUUGCACAAAGCAGAGCCAUUGUCUGACACAGCUGUUUAAGAAUGUUAAACUGACAUUAUACCCUAAAAAAUGGUAUAUUUGUGUAUUAGAUUUGCUUGAAAAACUUUAUUCACUUCCAUUCUUUUUUAAAAUACAAUGUAAUGUGUACAUAUUUAACUAGAGAUUUAUAAUCAUAAUUAUUUUAUUGUAAAGAUUUUAACUAAAACCUUUCCUUUUUUCUCUCAAACUGAGUUCUGAAAUUUAUUUGGUUCUGAUCUGAGAUUAUUAGUCUUUAUAAGAAUUGAAUCUUACUUUGACAGAAAUCAAUACCAGCUUCUCUUUCCUUUGAACUUUGAAAAGAGUAUUGAUUUGUUAGAAUGCAAAAAAUAGGCACUUAUUUUUAUAAUAUAAAUAUAUCAUUUGACUUUUAAUUUGUAAAACUUCUAGGUUAGUCAAGUCACAAUACCCUUUAAACCAUUUAGGAUAGCAAAAAAUGUUAAAAUAUAUGUAAGAACACAGUAUUAUUAGAACUAAUAUUUGAAGUAAUUAGUCAAAUUUUACUGUUGUCCUAAUGUUUAUGAUUUCUGUUCAGCAUCAGUUGAGAAAGGGAUAUUGUGAAUUACAGUAAACAUUCUUCAUUCAUUCAUUCAGUAGGUAUUUAGCCAGGGUCUUCCACAUUCUAAGCACUGUGGUAGAUACUCGUGAAACCUAGACAUGGGCUCUGCCUUCACAGAUGUUAGUGGUUGGUUAAUGAGAAGAAAAAUACUGCUUAAUGGAGAUCAAAUGUAUAAAGUAUGUCUUCAUUAACAAUUACUUAAUAACUAAAACACUUAACAUUGGCACGAUAAAGGACAGUAUAUUUAUAUCGUAAGUCAGAAGUUCCCGGGAAAUAGCUCUAAGUGAAAAGCAUCGGCUUUGGAAUGAUACACUGUGUGGUGGAUAGAGCUGCUAGCUUACCGGGAGAGGAUUGGAAGAGCAGAAAUUCAUAACUACAGGUGUGGAAUCCGAGGUUUCUUCCAGAUCUGGCCCUAAGUAAACAUUACAACUGAAUGAUGUAAUGCAGAAUUUUUGAGGACAAACCACAAGAUAAUCAAACAACUUUUGAAAAUCAAAGGGGCUUUUAGACUGGUAGUAAACACUUUCUGAGAUUCUGAAGCAAAUACUUUAAUAAUUUUCACAGGUACAUAAUUUUGAAUUCUGUGACAAAAUAAGUCUAAUCUUUAACUUCAAAACUGAUAAUUAACUUUAAAACUAUCAUAUGAAAUUUCCAAACAACAAAGAGUAGUGAUUACAUUUAUUAUCAUUUCUGUUUUCCAGUGAAUGGCACCUUGUACUCUCUAUUUCCUGCUGUCUUGUCUUUGUUUUUUCUUUUCUGUCUCUCCCUUACCAUUUGGUUUUCUCAGCCUGUUUUAGCUUGACUAUCUUUUUUCUUUUUGUAUCUCUCUUUUUUCAGUUUCUUUUCCUUUUUCCUGUUUUAUUUUUCCAUCCUGACCUGAUAUUGGCAAUACUCUUUUCAACAUUUUCUUCUAAAAAAUUUCAAACAUAAAAGUUAAGUAAUUUACAGAGAAUGCCUAUGUACUCCUACCUAGAUUCUUAACUUCAGAUUUUACCGCAUUCACUUUACCAUGUAUUUAUCCAUCUUUCUAUCUAUCAAGCAAUCUGUCUUCUUGUUUUGAUACAGAUCACAAUAAGUUUCAGACACACUUCAUUCCUAAAGACUUCAGCUUGCAUAGCAUUAGCUAGGCAUCAAUUUUUUAGCUUUUAUUUUUUUACUUUUAGGUAAAAUUUACAUUUAAUAAAAUACAUAAAUCUUAAUUUAAUGAGUCUUCACAAAUGCAUACACCUGUGUAAACCAAACCCAUAUCAAGAGGUGCAACUCUACAAAGCCUAUUUAUAGUUCAUAUUGUACCACUACACAUAAAAUGUAAAAUCUUUGUAACCACAUAGGCAUGUUUACCUCAUUACCCUAUCUGUUAUCUUAUAGUUGUCAUGUCUUACAAAUAGCAUAUGUUAUAAACUCCACAAUAAAAUGGUAUAGUUUGCUUUU